AUGGACCUGUCCUCUUCCAGCAACACCCGAUUUCCACACCUCCCAUUGGCUGGUGCCGAUUUGAGUGAAACCCGGACGCACGCACACGCAGUGUGCGAGCACAGUCGCCAUUUCGUGUGUGUUCAGAAGGCCACUGAACCAUCACACAGCAUGAGGGCAGCGCGGAAGCUCUGGGUCAUCCUUGUAACAAUCGGUGUGUUCUGCGUCCUUGCAGCCAUAGCGACCAACCUGGCGGCCGUCAUAUUGCCCCAUUGGAUGGAAUAUACCAAGACCAGCGCAGAUGUCUACGCGAAUAGAGGACUAUUUCAGAACUGCAAAGGGUCCUUUGGCAGUGAGUGUCUGGAAAUUUCAAGUCCUCUGCAUCCAUACCAGAAGUGCGUUUCUACUAGUGGAACUUGUGACGAAGGGCAGGUGGCACGAACGGGUCAAAUAAGUCGCCUCAGAGUCGCAGACUGGGCAUUGCAUGUAACCGCACUUGGCUUGGAAACCAUCUCCUCACUUGUCUGUGUUGUGUAUCUGCUGGCAGUUCGCUAUUGCAUGAGCAAACCCAGUGCACAGAGCGCUCAAUCCUGCCUAGCUGCCUCGGGCUAUCUCCUUUGGCUUUCAGCUAUUUUAACCACAUUGGGAAUUAUAUCUUUCGAAGGCACCUCAAUCCUUGAAUCGAUUACUACCACCAUCAAAUUGAAAGGCAUGACAGGAAGUCUACCGGCAAAUGACUGGGAGUUGGUAGAAAGAAACUACGAUCUGUCUUCCCAUCUCAGCUGGGCGAGUGUGGCCCUUGGGAUAGCAGGAACCACCUCCGCAUAUAACAUCACCGUCCAUGCUUGCAUUGUCAACCUCUUCAACCGUUCCUCUUUACCCGUUGGCACCAAAACAAGCGCCGCAGGAACAGCAGAAACAGAAAUAGGGAACGCAGCUAAGAUAUCCUAUCAAAUGAAUGAAGCAAAUUUAGAAAAUAAAAACACAAAGGAAGAGCCUGAUAACACUAUUGCCGAUGGUUCGGAGCCACAGGGAUACAUUAUACGCCCUGAAAUAUAUAACAGAUUCCGUCCAUCGAAGGUUCGAGAAGUAAUGCGUGAAAUACUAAAGCAUAAUUUGGAGGACGUUAAGUAUGAAUACGAAAAAAUGCCUGAUUUGACGAAAGGCCUUUCCGACAAAAUUCGUGACGAACUUCGCAAUGAUCCUACUUACAAACGCUACACUUUCCUCGUUCAAGUUGUUAUUGGCGAACAAAAGGGUCAGGGUGUAAAAGCAUCAUGUCGAUGUUUUUGGGACAGUGAUAGUGACAAUUAUGCAGAGGUUUGUUACUUGACACCAACUUUGUUUUGCGUUGCCAUUGCUUUUGGUGUAUAUAAUUAUUAG
Echinococcus granulosus is the source of this 1362-nucleotide messenger RNA. RefSeq names its product Tctex1 domain-containing protein. The transcript has 9 exons. Lineage: Eukaryota; Metazoa; Platyhelminthes; Cestoda; Cyclophyllidea; Taeniidae. Gene Ontology annotation, biological process: microtubule-based movement. The coding region runs from base 1 to 1362 and encodes 453 amino acids. Gene Ontology annotation, molecular function: dynein intermediate chain binding. Gene Ontology annotation, cellular component: cytoplasm; cytoplasmic dynein complex. The record is from RefSeq and is a predicted model, not a curated record.